AUGACGACUCCCGGUUCUACGGAGGCCUGGAUGUUUUUUUAUAAUUCUCAACCUCGUGAAGCUAGAGAAAUUGCCGAAAAACAAUUUGCUCAAAAAACAACAUUUAAAGAUAAAUUUGAAGUGGCAUGGAAUUUCAUAUCUCCACAUAUUAAAGAAAAUCGAGUUAGACUUAAAAAAACGGUUGGUCAAUCAAUGCUCUGGAGAGAAGUUGGUAAUAAAGUAUACACUACUGCAAAAAAUGAAGAUUAUUUGCGCAAAUCAAUUGAAGCAUACACCAAGAGUAUUGCUUUUGCACCAGUUGGAUCCAGUGAAUUGUCAUUGGCUUAUGCAAACCGUUCAGUUAUAUUAUUCAAAGAAAGACUCUAUGAAGAUUGUCUUCUUGACAUUGAACGUUCAUUAAAGGCAGGCUAUCCAGAUAAAUUAAAAACAAAAUUAUUUUUACGUCAAUCAUUGUGUUUCAAGGCCUUGAAACCAAACUCAGGACUUGAACCAGGUAUUUCAAUGGCUAAUGCAAUGCAAUGGCUUCCUGAAUUGAAAAAAUAUAAUCCAAAAUACAACAUCAUCAAAGAGUAUCCAAAGAUGAUCAAUGAUCUUAAAGAACCACGUGAAAUUAUUAAAUUUAUACCAGAAAUAAAAAAUGAUAAUGCAAUAAUAGUUGGUGCAUCUGAUGCAAUUGAAUUGAAAAAAAAUAAUGAAAAUAAUCAGACUAUUGUUGCAACAAGAGACAUCAAGACUGGUGAAUUUAUUUACAUUUCUGAGCCAUUUGCAGCAACUCCUGUUAAUGAAUUGCAUUAUACUAAUUGUUGGCAUUGUUGUUGUCAAACUUGGACUGGUGUACCAUGUGAUAAUUGUCCAAACAUCAUAUAUUGCUCUGACAUAUAUAUAGAAAAAUUAAUGGCAAUGAAAAUGAUUUCAAAGUCACUAAACUCCGUAGGUGGUUUAAAAGGAUUGAAAAAAAAAAUUGACAGUAUUGACUCGAUGAAAAAUAAAGAAUUAAUAUUUACUAAUGGGAUUCUUGAUGUUAAUACUAUCGAUAAUUUUCUUCGUCUUGAUUAUUUUAAAGCAACAUCAUCAAACUGUACAUUUGAAUCAGCAAUACUUGCAGUAUUGAUUAUUACAGUUUUUGGUGAAAAAACAGAUAAAUUAGGUAAAAAAAUGACAUUGAACGAUUUGAUUAAAAGUAAAGAUAAAAAAAUAUUAAUUUUGGGAGAAUUAAUAUUGCGAUAUAUGAUGACUUCUGGUUUCAAUAGUCAAUCGUUUAAUGAAUCAUCCACUGGUUGUAUGGUGCCGUUGUCAACUGACUCGAUACCAUUUUAUAAUACUAAGAUAUUAAAACCGAGCUGUGAUCCAAAUGUCAAUUGGAGUCACGUAGGUUCAGAUGUUGGAUUUUACGCUUGCAAACCAAUCAAGCAAGGACAACCGGUACUUAUUAAAGUUGCAAAAUAA
Aphidius gifuensis is the source of this 1446-nucleotide messenger RNA. RefSeq names its product SET and MYND domain-containing protein 4-like. Gene Ontology annotation, molecular function: protein binding. Lineage: Eukaryota; Metazoa; Arthropoda; Insecta; Hymenoptera; Braconidae. The transcript is spliced from 4 exons. The record is from RefSeq and is a predicted model, not a curated record. The coding region runs from base 1 to 1446 and encodes 481 amino acids.